Molecule: messenger RNA, 1235 nt
Organism: Pygocentrus nattereri (red-bellied piranha)
Lineage: Eukaryota; Metazoa; Chordata; Actinopteri; Characiformes; Serrasalmidae
Gene: ppp1r17
Product: protein phosphatase 1 regulatory subunit 17
Exons: 4
Coding region: 807-1070 (87 amino acids)
Biological process (GO): regulation of phosphatase activity
Molecular function (GO): protein phosphatase inhibitor activity
Source: RefSeq, a predicted model, not a curated record
UUCAAUCUACCAAACAGAUUUUGAAAGCAGAUUUCACUGUUAUAUUCAAAAAACCUCUCCUAUUAUUUCUGAGAUGAUGUAUUCAGAGCCACUCCACACACACACACACACACACACACACACUUCACUGAAGAGGAGUAAAUACCAUUCACAGCUCAGCGCUGUAUAAGACAUCAAAGCUCUCUCUCUGUUCCAAACUCUGAGUACUGCUGUCCCUUUGUUAUGGGCAAACACUGCACAAACAUUUUAACUAAUCUAUUAUUAUACUUUCCUCUUCAGGGUUUUUGUGAUCAGAUUCUCCGCAAAAUUUAUAUACACUUAUCUUCAUCUUAAUAGUUCCAUUGAUAAAUUUACUGAUAUGCAGUAAUGGGAAAUGGUGUGUUGCAGUGAAAGAGAUGUCUAUUUUGGUUUCUUUUAUGCAAUGCGUUGUAUAUACUUUCAGCAUUUUUUUCUUCUAUUAAUUCCCUUUACGUUACUCCAGGUCCAUGACCCCCCCCCCACGCCUCCCCCACGGUCCCUGCUUUUCCUAAAGGUCCACUAAGCUUUACAUGUUGAAAUAGUAAUUCAAACUGUUGAAAUAGGUUAAUUAGGUACUCUUUGAUAUUCAUACACGACACAUCAUAAGGGCUUCUGUCGCCGUGACAACUGUCACUAAUGGAGAAGGAGUUGGAGCCCCUCCUCCAUGCUACAUAACCCCUCUCUUUGAGGUGGCCUUUCAGUCUCUUCUGCUCUGUCUCCAUCUCUUUAUUGCUGGGUCAGAGAGAGAGAGAGAGUGCUGUUAUCUGAUAUGUGAACAGACUGUCAGCAUGUCUACAGGCUGUGUGAGGUCACUCUCGGAGACAGUAGAGCACAGACUUGCCACGAAAGAGCGUCCCUAUGAGGACAGUGAGAUGGACAGACAGAAGCACAGCACUGAGGACAAUCAGCAGGACGAACUGGGACAAAAGAAGCCACGGAGGAAAGACACGCCUGUCCUUAACUCCCCUCCACUCAUACCGGGAGUAAGGUUAAUGAAAGGAGAACCACGCUUGAUUCACUUGGAGGAUGAAGAAAAGGAAGCAAAGAAAUAGAUUUAUUUUUAGAUUUUGAAAGUGUUGUAUGCAUCAUGUUUAUUUUACAUUUUAUUGUCUUCUGCAUGUGUUCGUACAUGUCGUAAUGAAACCUUUUCAAUUUUUGGGUUACUUUUCCAUGUCUCAGAGAUUUAUGGCUUAGAAAUACAAAUUUUCUGCAAAAAU